AUGCGAGCCGUGAUUGACAGCUCGGAAAAGCGCUUGAGUGAGCAGAGGAAGUGCAACGAGGAAGCUCGCGCCCGUCAGCUGCAGAAGAAUGUGACGGUUGCUCUCUGCGGCCUCGCGCUCCUGGGCAUUUUUGCUGUCACUAACAUCGUCCUUCUGCAGUCCGUGCUACGAGAUCCCCUUGGAGGGGAGCGGCAGCACCGCUUUAUCGGCCCUCUACUUCGAGAAAGACUAACGAAGUUGGCACGCGAGGGCCGAAAUCGGUUGUCAUUUCGACACGGAGACAGGGCACAAACGGAGCAGCAACUGGCUUGGGCUCGGGCUGCGCUGACCGGAAACAGCUCGAAAAUCUCCGGGCACGUCGUGCAGCAAAUCGUCGAAGGAAUCUCGAAGAAGUCCUCAGAGUCCUCAGAGGACUCGAAGAAGUCAUUAGAGUCCUCAGAGGACUCUAAGAAGUCCUCGGAACCCCCGGAUGACUCUAAGCAGUCGUCCUCAGAGGAGUCUACAGGGCCACCAGGCGCCGCAGGCGCUCCCGAGACGCAGGCUCCGACGGCACCAAAUCUCCGAGGCCGUGCCAAGACCGCCGGCCCGGGAAAGGCCACAGACGAGGCGCCGCUGACGGCGCCGAAGGAACCUUCUGCAGAGACCGUUGCGGAUAAACAUCCCGAGAAGACAGAGGUCGUUUCCGAAGAUCCGACGAAAGAUCCGGGAUCCCCCAUAUGA
Symbiodinium sp. CCMP2592 is the source of this 720-nucleotide messenger RNA. The record is from the annotation of a GenBank genome assembly. Lineage: Eukaryota; Dinophyceae; Suessiales; Symbiodiniaceae.